This is a messenger RNA of [Torrubiella] hemipterigena, 4202 nucleotides long. The record is from the annotation of a GenBank genome assembly. Lineage: Eukaryota; Fungi; Ascomycota; Sordariomycetes; Hypocreales; Clavicipitaceae.
CAGCCAGCCCUUGUCGGCCUUUCUUGCAUACGAAUUAACAUCUGAUGGUUGUUACAUUCUGUGGGUAGCCUUUCCACUUCUCGUGCUGUGAGCAAGGCACGGCGCCUCUUCUAGCUCCUUGACCAGGGAGCUUUUGCUUCGGGUCAAUACAACGUCCCGCAAUUGGGUGGCAGGUCCCGGCCGCUCUGCUUGCUUUGCCUGGGCGAGCUUUCUGGGGCUCACCGGACGGGUGGCCAUUGCGUUUAGAGAGUUUCUAUGAAUGCCGUCUAUAAGCUGUGCUUGUGCAUUUCAUCUCCGUGCCCAUAAACAUUCAAUCAAGUUGUCUGCAGCAGUUAAACUUCCUUGUGGAGCUUGAUUUCGGAGCUUUGAUCACCACGAGGAAAACCGUUAGCACCUUUUGGCUAAUGCUCCUGACGCUGCGGGCAUAAGUCGUUCAAAUUGGGCGACCUUCCCUCGGUAUCAGCGCCGUGGCGACCAAGUGCACCUGUAGUGUCUCGACUUGGUCUGCAUGCCGCACAUGGCGGCCACCUCAUGUGCUUUACUCUUCCCGAAGUGUGCUCAUACCUCAAGUCCUUAUGAACUAACUCUUGACCUGGACGCCAUACUCCAUUAUCAGACGAUAUAAUAAACACUCUCUGGGAACACGGGGUCGCGCCGCACCGCUCGCUUUCCUCGUCCAUUGCAUUGCUAGCUCUGCUGAAAUAGGCAAUAUAUCUCGCUCACAGCCUAUACACUUUUAAUAACAAUCACAACGCAGCCUUGCUCUUAUUAACCCUCAAUCUAUCGGAAUACGCAAAGAAAUAGCCAGUCUUUCCUUUCACAGCUCCUGACGAUAUAGCCUACCUUACUGGAGACACCUUUAUGCAACGUUCUGUUCGAAACAAACCCCUGCUCUAGUCAACUAUUGCAAUCGAAGAGUUGGGUGUGACGGUCUUCUAUGGUUUGCACUUUAUACACACAGUACUUGGCUGGCAACCCGCACGAGUCUUUCUAGCGCCUUUCACGGACCCUAAAGGCUUAAGGAAGAUUGUUCAAGACGAAGUGGACUCGCUUCCACGUUUGCUACGCUCCAUUCACGCACAACCGCUUUCUAUUUGGUGUGUCUUUGAAGAAAGACACAGCCCGCGAGGGCCCCAGAGUCGAGAAUUAUUUCCAUCCAGAGACCGGCGUCCGUUCAGAGCACAUCGCUCUGGCGGGAUCCAUGCGCCAAAAGCACGCUGGCGGACAACUACAGAGCCCCAGGAUACAAUGUGGACUACUCAGAGCACCUGGCAUCAACAGCCGAUGCUAGAGGAGUCCACCAAAACUAUAACUCAACAUCCUUUUCGGAUAAUCAGCGACAGAACCGCCUAGAUGCACCGGUAGACGACCAUGCCAGCUAUCCGAGAACCGACCCUGGAGAUACUGGAGUCGACCAUAUUUCGACAUCCCACAAUGAUGGGACAUCACACGCACACUCCUUGUUAACCCAUCAAGAAUCACCACAAACUACCCCUCAAGUCAUGAUUAGUCCACACACUGGUACUAUUCGCCAUGAUCGUAUGACUAGCCACUCCUUCAGCGGACCUGGGUUGCUCGUGGCACCCAUGUACCAGUCAUUGUCCCCAACAACUCGGCCAUCGCAAAUGUCUCCUCCGCUGAGCCGCAAAAGAUCUCGUCCCACGGAGUUCGAUCUAUCGGUUGGGGAUAUGUCUGAUUUCGGUCAUGCUAGUAUGGGUGCUAUGGGACCAACUGGUCUCGAAUCGGCCUACACACACACACCAGUUGGUGCCAUACACCCAGGCGCGGGGCUUACUAUGACACAUCAUCACCAUCUGCCAAAUCUAGAGCCUCCAUCGAAGAUGAUGAGGAGGGACGACGAUGUGGCUGCCGCACCGAGCCUUGUGGGACAGGAAGGCAUGCCACCACCAGCACCACGGCCCAGAGGACCGAAGCUCAAAUUCACAGCCGAGGAUGAUCAGCUCUUGAUUCAACUCAAGGAGCAAAAGAAUCUUACAUGGAAACAAAUCGCCGACUUUUUUCCAGGCCGCUCAUCCGGUACUCUUCAAGUCCGGUAUUGCACGAAAUUAAAGGCCAAAACAACGCUCUGGACAGAGGAAAUGGAUAACAAGCUUCGAAGAGCCUUGCAAGACUAUGAGAACGAAAAAUGGCGAAUAGUAGCUCACAAGAUUGGCUCUGGCUUUACACCAGCAGCAUGUCGGGAGCGGGUCGAGCAAUGGGAAUCGGGAGAAACAGAGACGUUCAACGAGUCGGUUUCACCAUCAGCACUAUCAUCCAACAGAGACGAAACGUCCUUGUAUGGAGCAGAUGACCCUCAACUUGCGUUUGACGGGAAGCAUCACCACCUACUUCGAUAAAAAAAAGUAUUGUUUGGGGGAAUUUAUGGCGUUUGUUUUGCUUUCACAAAAACGGUAUUGUCUAGCUAGUGGUAUCCACGGCAUAUUCAAUGUCCUUUAGUUUGGCCUUUGGCCUGGAUUCUUUGUUAUGUUGGAUUUCUUUUGGAGUAUACCUGUAAUGGAAAGGUGACGAAGGGCAACACAUCAAGCAGUUCUCUUGAUGUAUUGCCGGGUACGAUAUUCACUCUUAGACGAGAAAUGACGAUAGGGUGGGAAAGUAAGAUAAGAACUUUGUUUUGUUAUUAUUCAUUAUGACUAUUUUAACAUGCUUUGACUGAGUGAUGUCUCGUCUAGCUGUGCCGCUCCAUUCUCAAUAAGCUCUACGAGUUUCUGAUUUGUUGAAACAUCUAUAGAGGGAUCCAGAAAGGUAGCCAUGUCGACAAACCAGCCAUUAAAGUCUCUUAUUUCUGUGCCUUUGCCCGCGCAGACAUCUUGGAGCAUUGAGCUGCGAUUUUCCUUGACCUUUUCUCCGACUGCGUAGACCAGGGAUCUAAGCUUAUCAAAAGAAAAUCGCUCCACAAGGGUUUGGCGUAGUAUAGCAAUAUCGCUCUCAGAAGAUGCUAGAAUAGAGGUGCUAGCGUCACUUUUGGCGAGUGCUUGGAGAACAGCACUGGCUUCAGCAAUGAUACAAUCAAGUACCUUGAUGAUGGGCCCAUCUGGGUUUUGAAAAAUAAAACCAUUUUUCUGGCGCAGCAAAGCUGUGAGAGGAUUUAAGCACGCAUUGACGACAAGCUUCUCAAGUUGGACUACCCAUAAGUCUGCCGUGGGAAACGCCUUAGCGUCAAUAAAGGGCGCAGCCAAAAUCUGCUGGGCCAGGUAGUUUUGGGAUACAUCGUGACCCGGGAAGACGGAGCCAAUGGAGACGUUUGCAGGAGCUGCAUGUAAGCUCUUAAAGGGACCUUCGGACAAUACCCCGUGGUUUGUCACGCAAAGAAGGGCAUUGAACCCGUUGCCAUUGGGGUAGCGGUGCGUCAUGUACGCAGAACCGUGGGGUGGCCAAAGUUUGGACAUGCCGUUCUGUGCAAAGGCCACAGUGCUUUGUGAGUCGAGAUAGCCGCGGAUUCGAUCCACAGAAGGCAUAGCCGCGGUCGCUUUUGUUGUCACUAGAACGUUUCGGAGGGGUUGAACUUGCUGCACUGGCCCUGUAGCAGGCUUCUCUUCGGACCAGUACUCAAUGUCGUACGCCUUUGACUGGUGAAGAACGCCCUGACGAGUUACUUCUACCCCAUUGUUUUCGAUCCAUUGGGAUAACAGUGAUUCUCUGUGGACGACGAGCGUGAUUGGUGGAGGUGUUGGGGUUACCAACGACAGGUACGCCGCGUACAUGCGACCCAGGUUACCAAUACCGAUGAUGUAGAUGCGAGAGGAUUCAUCUUGAAUAUCCCUUCGCUGUGGAGUGUAAGGGAGAUUCAGGUUUGCUGGAGUCCAGGCGUAGAGCGUUGGUGGCACCGAUGUGUCUGAUAGAACUGGCUUCAGCCAGGCGGGCGCUUGUGCCAUUGACAGAGGGCGUCUCUGACGGAUAACUGGGAUGGAAGAGGUAAUGAGUGGAUAAGGGCGGCUGAUUCUAUUCCAGAAUGCCAUGGAUAGAGGACAAUUGAUCAAGAUACUGCUGUUUGAAGAUGGCUAUUGCGUGGGUGCGAGUUAUAGCAAUGGGGUUUGGCGGGCGGUCUGAGGGUCUAAUAUUAGUUAAAUUUAUAAAGAAUAUUUAUGGUGCAAAAUAAAAGAGUAGCUUUAUUUCCAGCGAUAGACAACGAUGUCUAAUGUUUGUCGUGAGUGUAAAUCCGAUGCACCGUUUAGUGGUGUUUA